Ixodes scapularis (black-legged tick) is the source of this 1206-nucleotide messenger RNA. RefSeq names its product acetylcholine receptor subunit beta-type unc-29. The record is from RefSeq and is a predicted model, not a curated record. NCBI's taxonomy places the organism in Eukaryota, Metazoa, Arthropoda, Arachnida, Ixodida, Ixodidae. Gene Ontology annotation, cellular component: synapse; membrane; neuron projection. Gene Ontology annotation, biological process: signal transduction; monoatomic ion transmembrane transport; regulation of membrane potential. The transcript has 6 exons. Bases 1 to 1206 code for a protein of 401 amino acids. Gene Ontology annotation, molecular function: neurotransmitter receptor activity; transmembrane signaling receptor activity; extracellular ligand-gated monoatomic ion channel activity.
AUGGCGGUCCGGUGGAUCACCGUCCUUGCCCUGAUUGGAUGGCGACAUGGACUCGUUACAUGCGACGAAACGCCCUACGAGGAAUACGAGUCUCACCUGCAGCUCUUACGGGCCAAGCUCUUCGAUCCGUCGAAGUACGACGUCAACCGGCGCCCCACCAAUGACAGUUCGAGAGCUACCAAGGUCACUGUAAAAUUAUUUGGGGGACACAUCACGUACAUGAACCUCGAAGAUGAAUGGUUCACCCUCGCCAUGGUCCCGUGCAUCAACUGGUACGACCCCGCUCUUGUGUGGGAUCCGGACGACUACGGAGGGCUCAAGAACAUCAAUGUUUCCCCGAGCAAGAUCUGGUAUCCGGAUAUAGAAAUUGUCAACACAAGAUCCGAUGAUUACGCGUCGGAGCCGAUCAUGGUCUACUUGCACCACGACGGAGACGUGUGGUGCUGCCCGCCAGCCACGGUCAGGAUACCCUGUUCGAUGGAUCUCACGAACUAUCCGUUUGAUAGCCAGGUUUGCCGCAUGCGCUUUGCUUUGUUAACUUACGGGGACGAAGAGGUCAGGCUGGGCGGUGAGAGUAUCAUGAGCCUCAGCGUGACCAACCAAAGUUCGGAGUGGCAAAUCAGCUUCCUGGACACGUCCCAAGGGAGGCUGCUCAACAACACGAGCCUGGACAUAGCCAUAGGAAUGAGGAGGCGUGGCAGUCAUCAUCGCUACACUGCAACCCUGCCCUGGAUCGCGUCGGUCAUCAUGAUGCUUCUGGGUUUCUGGAUGCCUGCCAACUCUAGCCGCAGGCUGACUUUGGCGUGCAUCAACCUGCUGCUUGUCAUGCUGAUGCUCCAGCGGAUCACGGCGCUGCUGAAGACGUCCUCAGCAGUUCCUAAGCUAGCUUUCUUCCUGGGCAACGCGAUGGUGAUCCAAGUACUUGCGGCAAUCACGGCGGUUCUGGUACUCAACAUGGAGACCUCCACGAUUUCGAGCAAGGUGCCUGAAUCAGUGGUCCGGUUCCUCACCAGUUCGGCGGGGAAGUUCCUCUGCCUUACGCAAGAAGGCGCCAGGGCGGACCAGAUUCUGAAAGGCUCCGAAAACCCCUUUCCCGCCAAAAGGAACGACAUAGAGAAGUGCGACUGGCUGCUCGUGGCUCAAGCCUUGGACAAACUGUUCUUUGUGCUGUUCGGCAUUGUGACACUCUGCGUCAUGCCGUGGUGA